CUGAGUAACAACAACCUGCAGGAUUCAGGAGUGAAGCUUCUCUCUGCUGGACUGGAGAGUCCACACUGCAAAUUGGAGAGCCUCAGCUUGUCAGGCUGUCUGAUCUCAGAGGAAGGCUGUGCUUCUCUGGCCUCAGCUCUGACCUUUAACCACUCCCAUCUGAAAGAGUUGGACCUGAGCUACAAUCAUCCAGGAGACUCAGGAGUGAAGCUGCUGUYGGCUGGACAGAAGGAUCCAAACUGGAGACUGGAAACUCUGAGGGUGGAGCCUGCUGGAGUCCGAUGGUUGACACCAGGUCUGAGGAAGUAUUCCUGUCAACUCACCAUCGACACAAACACAGUGAGCAGAUUCGUCAAACUGACUGCAGGCAACAGGAUGAUGGCACGUGUGGAGGAACGUCAGUCAUAUCCUGAUCAUCCAGACAGAUUUGAUCAUUAUUACCAUGUCCUGUCUAGAACUGGUCUGACUGGUCGCUGUUACUGGGAGGUCGAGUGGAGAGGAGGAAUUGAUAUAGGAGUGAGUUACAGAAGAAUCAUGAGGAAAGGAGACAGUAGAGACUGUGUGUUUGGAGAAAACGAUCAUUCCUGGUGUCUUUACUGCUCUAAUAAACUUCAUUUUGUCAGGCACAAUAAAAUCACAACAAAUCUCCACUGCCCUAUUGCUAAAAGAGUAGCAGUGUAUUUGGACUGGCCUGCUGGCAUUCUGUCCUUCUACAGAGUUUCCUCUGAUUCACUGAUCCACAUCCACACCUUCAACACCACAUUCACUGAACCUCUCUAUGUUGGAUUUGGGCUCUGGUCCAAUAUUGGUUCAGUGUUCCUGAGCUGAGUUGAAUUUCAAAAUGACUAUAGAUUUUGAAGUUUAUGUCCAGUGAUUAUUCAGCCACCCAGAAUUUCUAGUACUAAUGCAUCUUUAAUUGAUAAUAUUUUUACAAACAAAAUUGCAAA
Molecule: messenger RNA, 947 nt
Organism: Poecilia reticulata (guppy)
Lineage: Eukaryota; Metazoa; Chordata; Actinopteri; Cyprinodontiformes; Poeciliidae
Source: RefSeq, a predicted model, not a curated record